Salarias fasciatus (jewelled blenny) is the source of this 2493-nucleotide messenger RNA. It is a transcript of the gene ikzf5, whose product is annotated as IKAROS family zinc finger 5. The record is from RefSeq and is a predicted model, not a curated record. The coding region runs from base 422 to 1693 and encodes 423 amino acids. The transcript has 4 exons. NCBI's taxonomy places the organism in Eukaryota, Metazoa, Chordata, Actinopteri, Blenniiformes, Blenniidae.
UUUAGCCGUUGGCUGUUGCCUCUUUAUUGACAAAGAAGGACGAUUUUGAUAUCGGCAAGCGUUUGGUAAAUUCAAUAAACCAUAAAUAAUGGUUGUUGAGAUCACGAUCCGGCAUUUGUGUUGACAAAAGAUGAUUUGUUCGAGGUGAGCUAACGCUAGCUGUCCUCGGCUAAUACGUAUCUUUGGUAACAACAUGACGAUGAUGAGGAUGGUGAUGAUGAGGAGCGGCAGCUGUGUGUAGGAGCUACCGACCAGACGUCGGAUCGUGCCGAUAUCGUGGUUGCCAAUUAUUUUCUGGGGAAAGAUUGUCUUUAUAUCUGGAGCGAUACAAAGCGGCGCCCGAGAGCAAAAAAACCAGAUCACACAGAUCAGUGUGUCUUCUUGAAGUGUUGGACAUUUGCGUCUCUGUCACUUGUCUUCAAUGGGGGAGGAAAAGCCCGACACGCUGGACUUUGUGAAAGAUUUUCAGGAGUAUCUGAGCCAACAGACUCAACAUGUGAACAUGAUAUCAGGCUCCGUCAGCGGCGUGAAGGAGGCAGACGAGCUGCCAGCAGAUUGCAGUCAGAAUGGACUGGAUCACCCCUCAGUGGACAUGUCGUUGGAGGACAGCUCAGGGAUCUUGGUGGAUGGUUUUGAGAGGACUUACGACGGCAAGCUGAAAUGCCGCUACUGCAACUACGCCACCAGAGGGACGGCGCGGCUCAUUGAACACAUCCGGAUUCACACCGGAGAGAAGCCUCACCGCUGCCACCUCUGCCCGUUCGCCUCGGCCUAUGAGCGCCACCUGGAGGCCCACAUGCGAUCGCACACCGGCGAGAAGCCGUACAAGUGUGAGCUGUGCUCCUUCCGCUGCAGCGAUCGCAGCAACCUGUCACACCAUCGGCGCAGGCGCCACAAACUCUUGCCGAUGAAAGGGGCUCGCUCGCUCUCCCACAAGAAGAUGCUGAGCGUUCUACAAAAGAAAGCCAGCUCGCUGGGCUACGGCCGCCGGCUCCUCAUCAACUUCAGCCCGCCCUCCAUGGUUGUGCACAAGGCAGACAACGUGAACGAUUUUUCCCACGAGCUGCCCCACCUGCGGCAGGAGGCCUUUGAUAAUCAGGGUCGAGCCGUGGAGGACGGGCUCUCCGCAAGUCAGAACCAUCAUCACCACGACCUGGUGAUGGAUAACCCGCUGAACCAGCUGUCCACCCUGGCGGGCCAGUUGGCCAGCCUCCCCUCAGAGUCCCAGCCUCAGACUCAGCCCCCUUUGUCUCCGGGAGCGGAGUCCAUCGUGGAUGAGAAGCCCUUCCUCAUCCAGCAGCCGCACCCUGCCACCGCCCCUGUCGCCGUCACGGCAAACCUAGCUCACGCUUCUUCCUCCUCCCCGAUCACCCCGGAGCCCCGGGCCCCUCCCCACAGCAGCUGCAGCCCCGGCAGGGGACCCUGCAGUGACCACAGCGGACGCACCAGCACCCCCAGCAUCUCCAACAGCCAGCCCAGCACGCCGGCCCCCGGCAUGUCCGCCCCGCUCCAGGACCCCCACAUGCUCCACCACUGCCAGCACUGUGACAUCUACUUCCCCGACAACAUCCUGUACACCAUCCACAUGGGCUGCCACGGCUACGAGAACCCCUUCCAGUGCAACAUCUGUGGCCACAAGUGCAAGAGCAAGUACGACUUCGCUUGCCACUUCGCCCGCGGGCAACACAAGUGACGGAUAUGUGAAGAAAACUCACAGAGAACUUCAAAUAAACAGCUUUGUUUUAUUAAUUCCAUAGUAAUUUUAUUUAUUGGCCUCCUGGCCUUCAUGUAGCCGAGUGUAGUUGUGCUUACACGGGAAAAUUCCAACUUUAAAACGCUUUAAUUUUGUAUAAUCUAAGGUGCCCAUUCCAGUGUAUUAUAAAGGAGUGAUCAGUGUUUUUGAGCAGUUGGGGAUUUACUUGUGAUGAUGAAGGUAAUCCCAUUCACACGCUGUUUUCUCCCUACUACCUGAUGAAUUCGGAUGAUGAGGAUUCAGUUUUGCAAUUUUACUGGAGAUCUGCAGCGGCUUGGCUUUGGCUUAAAAGCAAAUUUAUUCCCUGCAUUUUAAGAUGAAGGAGUAAAUUUGAUGACUUUCUAAAUGUGUGAAGCAGUUCAUUAAAUUGGAGAAAGGACGAAACAAACUGGUGUUCAGAUCUUCUGCAGAACUGCACAUCUCUGUUGAUAAUAUGAAAAGGUGCUCUCGCAUUUUGAAUUUCCUCUCAGCAGCAUCUCCAUUUAGACAAAAUGUGACGAAUUCACAAGUAAAUUCUCAACACUCCUGGAGCCACAUCUACUCACUGCUACGUCGAUACUAACUCAGGAGGGCAACUCUUGGCCUUGAGUGAUCUUUACUUGAGCCUUGUUGAAGUUCUUUCAGUGCUUGGUGCAUUAUUACUCUUUCUUUGCAGUGCCUGAUAGUCACUUUCCUGUGUGUCCAGAGUAGAAAGGACUGUUACUUUGAAGGUAAUUAUAUUAGAGACCCAGAACCUUACA